AUGGACGAGAAUGCACCGCUGGCGAGUGUGAAGAAGGCGAGGGAUAAACUGGAGAAAGCUGCGAAAAGCUGUCGCGGAGACGAUGACCUUACGAGUCAACUAUUACGCUCAAUAGAAGACUUCACUACUCGGAUCAUCCCUCUGUUUGAAGAGUUUCACAACCAACGACAAGAACUUGAGCAGGCGCGCAAACAGAACGAGAAGCUUCAAAACGAGAAAGCGGAGUUGGGCAAGCGUCUAGCAAAGUCCCAGUGGUAUCACAGCGAGAAUGAGCGACUGCGAAAUGAGGUUAUUCAAGCUCAGCGGAUCGCAGACGAAGCUACAGUGGCAGGCGAAAAGCUCAAGGAUCUCUUGACGGAGACACGGAACGAUUUAGCGAGUUAUAAGAAGAUUGCGGCUGAUCUGGACAAGGACAAGAAGAGGAUGGCAGACCAGCUAGAGAGGAAUUCGAACGCUGCGAAGAACUCGAGGGAGAAGGUGAAGGACGUCAGGGCGCAGAACGCUGAGCUUCAGAAGAAGAUCGAGUCCCUCGAACAGCGCCUAUUGGAGACGCCCCACUCUCCCGUGUCUCAGCCACAACCACAUGACUAUGACGGCGAUUUCUCUAGCCAUGAGCUCAAGACACCUUCGCGGUACCUUGUCAAAUCAUCGCAGCCGCCACCACCACCUCCAUUACCCGAAGACAUCGACUUCUUCGAGGGCAUGCCUCGACCAGGAUUUGGUUCAGACUGGCAACUUAACCGGGGCAAGGAGAACUGUAGCGUUCUCAAGAAGACAAGACCCGUUGGAGGACCAACCCAUAGACGAGUGACCAACCCAGUGGGCCUAAUGGCGCUCAGUCUCGAUCGGAAAGGGAAGCCCACGACCGCAGUGCAGCUUGGUCCCAAAAGGACCGUACGAAUUUGA
Molecule: messenger RNA, 906 nt
Organism: Coprinopsis cinerea okayama7#130
Lineage: Eukaryota; Fungi; Basidiomycota; Agaricomycetes; Agaricales; Psathyrellaceae
Exons: 4
Coding region: 1-906 (301 amino acids)
Source: RefSeq, a predicted model, not a curated record